CGCGCGCACGGGCCGGGCGUCUCGACUCCCGCGCGCGCUCGGCUGGUCCCAGAUCCCGGGAGGAGCAGCGGAGGAGGGAGAGAGGGAGAGAGGGCAGGCUGGGCGGGAGGCGGUGAGGCGGCCCGGGUGAGCGGGCGCGGGCGGCGGCUGGCGGAGCCGCCUGUGCACCGGCGGCGGCGGCGGCGGCGGCGGCGAGGGUGGCGGUCGCCUUCAGCAGCACGAGCCGGGGCGGCGCGGCAUCCGCAUCCGCCGAGUGUGAUGAAGCUGCCCUGCCUGGCUGCUCCUCUUGCAGCCAGCUGACACCGCCUGCACCCGGAGACCGUCGCGGGGCCGUGACCUUGGCUGAGGAGGGCAUCCUGGUAAUUCUUACCUCUGAGCGUGGACCGAGGUGCGGGUGACAUGGCCCAGGGGAACAAUUAUGGGCAGACCAGCAAUGGUGUGGCAGAUGAAUCACCCAACAUGCUGGUGUACAGAAAGAUGGAAGACGUCAUAGCACGCAUGCAAGAUGAAAAAAAUGGAAUUCCCAUUCGUACUGUCAAAAGCUUUCUUUCCAAGAUACCUAGUGUCUUCUCUGGGUCAGACAUUGUUCAGUGGUUAAUAAAGAACUUAACUAUAGAAGAUCCAGUGGAAGCGCUGCAUUUAGGAACGUUAAUGGCUGCCCAUGGCUACUUCUUUCCGAUCUCAGACCAUGUCCUCACCUUGAAGGAUGAUGGCACCUUUUAUCGAUUUCAAACACCCUAUUUUUGGCCAUCAAAUUGUUGGGAGCCAGAAAACACAGACUAUGCGGUUUACCUCUGCAAGAGAACAAUGCAAAACAAGGCAAGACUAGAGCUUGCAGACUAUGAAGCUGAGAGCCUGGCCAGGCUGCAGAGAGCAUUUGCCCGGAAGUGGGAGUUCAUUUUCAUGCAAGCAGAAGCACAGGCAAAAGUGGACAAGAAGAGAGACAAAAUCGAAAGGAAGAUCCUUGACAGUCAAGAGAGAGCGUUCUGGGAUGUGCACAGACCUGUGCCUGGCUGUGUAAAUACCACUGAAGUAGACAUUAAGAAGUCGUCCAGAAUGCGAAAUCCACACAAAACACGGAAGUCUGUCUAUGGUUUACAAAAUGAUAUUAGAAGUCACAGUCCUACUCACACUCCCACACCAGAAACCAAACCUCCAACAGAGGAUGAGUUACAGCAGCAGAUAAAAUAUUGGCAAAUACAGUUAGAUAGACAUCGGUUAAAAAUGUCAAAAGUUGCUGAUAGUUUACUAAGUUACACAGAGCAGUAUUUAGAAUAUGACCCAUUUCUUGUGCCACCUGACCCUUCUAACCCAUGGCUGUCCGAUGACACUACUUUCUGGGAACUUGAAGCAAGCAAAGAACCAAGCCAACAGAGGGUAAAACGAUGGGGUUUUGGCAUGGAUGAAGCAUUGAAAGACCCAGUGGGACGAGAACAAUUCCUUAAAUUUCUUGAGUCAGAAUUCAGCUCAGAAAAUUUAAGAUUCUGGCUAGCAGUGGAAGAUCUGAAGAAAAGGCCCAUUAGAGAAGUGCCCUCACGAGUUCAGGAAAUAUGGCAAGAAUUUCUAGCUCCAGGAGCUCCCAGCGCCAUCAACUUGGAUUCUAAGAGUUACGACAAAACCACACAGAAUGUGAAGGAACCUGGACGAUAUACAUUUGAAGAUGCUCAGGAGCACAUUUACAAACUGAUGAAAAGUGAUUCGUACCCCCGUUUCAUACGAUCCAGUGCCUACCAGGAACUUCUACAGGCAAAGAAAAAGGGGAAGUCUCUGACGUCAAAGAGAUUAACAAGCCUUGUUCAGUCUUACUAAAAGGAAGCUGACUCGUAGCAUGGGAGCCGAUUGGAGUUGUUGCACAUAAUUUAUAGCUCCUUCUUUCCACCUGGAGCAGAGGACAUUAGAACAAGGUGUUGCAUGAGCAAAGGACUUCUGUGUGUGCGCAUUAAGGCAUUACCAUCUUCAAGAAACUCUACCAUCUCAAUGCCUCCAUUUCAUAGUGUUGUCUGCUUUCUUCUUCCUUCUACUCUACUGGAUCUGUGUAUUUUCCUUUUUAACAAGUUCAAGUGAAGUAAAACCUUUCUGUUUUUGCUUUUGUUUUGUUUUUGCUCCUCUCUCCUCUUAAAGCUUCUAGUAGACACACAGUUCACUCAAAUUCAGUCAGUCACAAACUGGAAGAAUUAUAAAAGAAAAUAUAAGUAUAUAUCAAUAAGUAUACACAUGGCUUCACAUUUAUUAAACAAUAAAUUAGCACAGAAAGUAUCAUUUCACAGAUGUGUUCACAUUCACAGCAAGCUCAUGUCUUUGUUGUAUGGACAUUCUCAGUUGAUGUCUCUGGCAUUUAUUUUUAUACCAUGUUUAAACAAAAACACCUUUUACUCCAGAUGUAUGAAAGUUGAUCCCUUCUCUGUAAAUUUGUGUAUGUUUAUAUUGUUAUUUUACCUUUCAUUAAAAGAUGCAGAAUCUCA
Messenger RNA from Ochotona princeps (American pika), 2462 nucleotides. It is a transcript of the gene RGS7, whose product is annotated as regulator of G protein signaling 7. Bases 400 to 1809 code for a protein of 469 amino acids. Gene Ontology annotation, biological process: regulation of G protein-coupled receptor signaling pathway; intracellular signal transduction; G protein-coupled receptor signaling pathway. The record is from RefSeq and is a predicted model, not a curated record. The transcript has 17 exons. NCBI's taxonomy places the organism in Eukaryota, Metazoa, Chordata, Mammalia, Lagomorpha, Ochotonidae.